Paramecium sonneborni is the source of this 318-nucleotide messenger RNA. Lineage: Eukaryota; Ciliophora; Oligohymenophorea; Peniculida; Parameciidae. The record is from the annotation of a GenBank genome assembly.
UAAUUAUUUAAUUAAUUUAAUGGGUUGUUUAUAGUCUAGAAAUUAGUAACUUAUCGAAGAAUAAAAGGAACAAGCAGCUAUGAAUGAAUAAGAUAAGAGUAUGAUGUGUUUGUUUAUUUGGUAGAUAAUAAUUUAGAUUUGGUGAGUUGUCCAUGUUCAGAAAGCGAUAAUAGUUAAAAUAAAACUACAAAUAGAGUUUCAAUAGAAGAAUGUCGUAAUUCUUUUAAUCGAAGUAUUGAUUUGAUGCAAGAUAUCAAUAAAAAAUUGGAAGCAUUUUCUGGAAAUGAAUCAGAUCUGUCAGAUAGUGAAUUAUAAUGA